Messenger RNA from Ctenocephalides felis (cat flea), 1629 nucleotides. RefSeq names its product ATPase WRNIP1-like. Gene Ontology annotation, molecular function: enzyme activator activity; single-stranded DNA helicase activity; DNA binding. The transcript is spliced from 8 exons. Lineage: Eukaryota; Metazoa; Arthropoda; Insecta; Siphonaptera; Pulicidae. The record is from RefSeq and is a predicted model, not a curated record. The coding region runs from base 7 to 1629 and encodes 540 amino acids. Gene Ontology annotation, cellular component: nucleus. Gene Ontology annotation, biological process: DNA-templated DNA replication; regulation of DNA repair.
UUUACAAUGGAAUGUCCAGUUUGUAAUAAAGAAGUCGCAGAAAAUAUAGAAAUUCACGUUGAAAAAUGUAUUUUUCUACACACUCAGGAGGAACCUACAAUGAAUGACAAAAAUAAAAGAAGAAGUCAUACUUUAGAAGCGCCUGAAAAACGGUUCAAGGAAAAUGAUGGUACAAGUACAAGCAGAAAAUCUCCUGUUUUUGAUAACAAACGUAAGGUAAAGGAUACAAAUAAUGGGGUACAAGGCACUAACUUCUUCAAAACAAAUAAAGUAAUUCAGCUGAGUGAUGAUGAUGACGAUGAUAAUGAUGAAGAUUCACAACCGGUAGAGCCAGAAAUCAAGGAGAUCAAUAAAAAGAAGCUUCCGGAAUGCGAUUUAACAAAACCUCUAGCUGAAAUUAUGCGUCCAGACUGUAUAGACCAAUACAUAGGACAACAACAUGUCCUGGGAAGCGGUAUGGUUUUAAGAACAUUGCUUGAAAAGACAGAGAUACCUAGUAUGAUACUCUGGGGACCUCCAGGCUGUGGAAAAACUACUUUAGCACAUAUAAUUGCUAGCAAGUGCAAACAAUCUCAAUCAGUUCGAUUUGUGAAAUUAUCUGCAACAAUGGCUGGUGUGAAUGAUGUUAAAAAAAUAAUAGAAGUUGCAAAAAACGAACAGAAGUUCAAAAGACGUACUAUAUUGUUCAUGGAUGAAAUUCACAGAUUUAACAAGCUUCAACAAGAUACGUUUCUUCCUCACGUAGAGUCAGGUGUUAUAACUUUGAUAGGUGCUACAACAGAAAACCCAUCUUUCAGUCUUAACAACGCUUUGCUAAGCAGAUGUCGUGUUAUUGUUUUACAAAAGUUAGAAGUUGAUAACUUAAUGCAAAUAUUAACAAGGGCUCUGGGAGCAUAUAAAGCUGUGAUAAUUGAAAAUUCUAAAGAUGUUAAUUCAAAUGCUAAUCUUCUAGUUGAAAGAGCUUCCAUAAAAUGGUUGGCAGAAAUGUGUGAUGGAGAUGCACGAAUAGCUUUAAACAGUUUACAGCUGGCUGUACAAUCUUUAAAAGAAACUAGUGACAAGUCUAAACCUAGUUUGAUGACUGUUGAAAACAUCAAAGAUGGCAUAAAGAGGUCUCACAUGUUGUAUGACAGUAAAGGUGAUCAGCACUACGAUACAAUUUCAGCAUUGCACAAAUCUAUAAGAGCAUCAGAUGAUAACGCUGCUCUUUAUUGGUGCACUAGGAUGUUAAAGGGAGGCGAUGAUCCUAGAUUUAUUGCUCGCAGAUUGAUGCGUGCUGCAAGCGAAGAUAUAGGUUUAGCUGAUCCUCAUGCAUUGUCGCUAGCAGUUGCUGCUGCUCAAGGUGCACAACUUAUUGGAAUGCCGGAAUGUGAUGUAUUGCUUGCUCAAUGUGCUGUUUAUCUAGCUAGGGCUCCAAAAAGCCAGGAAGUUUAUAGAGCAAUGUUGGAAUGUGGCAGCUCUAUUGAAAAUUGUCGUGGAAAUUUACCUCCAGUGCCAUUACAUUUAAGAAAUGCUCCCACAAAACUUAUGAAAGAGCUAGGAUAUGGAAAAGGAUAUAACAUGCGUCAUAAGGAUGAGUCAAAUCUCACAUAUAUGCCUGAAGGAAUGGAAAAUGUUUCUUAUUUUUAA